This is a messenger RNA of Leguminivora glycinivorella, 494 nucleotides long. It is a transcript of the gene ND-B14.5B, whose product is annotated as NADH dehydrogenase [ubiquinone] 1 subunit C2. The coding region runs from base 69 to 422 and encodes 117 amino acids. Gene Ontology annotation, cellular component: mitochondrial inner membrane. The record is from RefSeq and is a predicted model, not a curated record. The transcript is spliced from 3 exons. Gene Ontology annotation, biological process: mitochondrial electron transport, NADH to ubiquinone. NCBI's taxonomy places the organism in Eukaryota, Metazoa, Arthropoda, Insecta, Lepidoptera, Tortricidae.
AUGACAUUUACCUCUAGAACGAAUAAUAUUCCAUCGUGCCGAGGAAGUGAAAAUAAUCACAAUUAAAAAUGUCCUCGCAAAUGUCUGCGAUUGAUUUACUUAAAUUAGGCGAUGAUUGCAGAGAAAAACCAUUACUGAACAAAUACUGGCCAGAAAUACUAGGUGUAGGCUUUGGAAUUGCAACAGGAGUCUUCAUAAAUUUUGGCACGAGACGUCCAGUCUUUAGCGGAAUACAAAAACACAUUCUCGGCGUGGCGGGUUGGGUUACUGUGUUGAGUUUGGCCCAGAAGAGGCGUGAUGCUUAUUUCGCUGAAAGAGACGCGGUGUACAGGCAUUACAUUGAGCUUCACCCUGAAGACUUCCCCGUCCCAGAGAGAAAGAAGAUUGGAGAUAUUCUGGAGCCAUGGAUCCCAAUUCGCUAAUUCUAUUUGACCAUCCAAUUAAGUUAUAGCUACUGAAAACUCUAGUGCAAAUAAAACUACUGUUAAUUUAAA